AUGGAUAAGGAGAAUGCAAGAAGAAAAUCUCAGGUCGCUCGUGGAGAAACGUACAACACAUCAACGUGGUUAUUGGUGAGGCAUCCAGAGAAACAAUAUCGACAUCAAGAUCACGAUCUAGACGAAUCACCGGCACCGGCGCACCAAUUCGACGCUGUUUUAUCGCAACCAUGGCUCGGAAAGAGAAACCUUCGGAGGAAAGUUGCGAAGCUGCUUGGAAACGUGGAUGUUCAAUGA
Molecule: messenger RNA, 237 nt
Organism: Necator americanus (New World hookworm)
Lineage: Eukaryota; Metazoa; Nematoda; Chromadorea; Rhabditida; Ancylostomatidae
Exons: 3
Coding region: 1-237 (78 amino acids)
Source: RefSeq, a predicted model, not a curated record